Messenger RNA from Limulus polyphemus (Atlantic horseshoe crab), 1992 nucleotides. Its product is annotated as probable palmitoyltransferase ZDHHC24. Lineage: Eukaryota; Metazoa; Arthropoda; Merostomata; Xiphosura; Limulidae. The coding region runs from base 290 to 1135 and encodes 281 amino acids. The record is from RefSeq and is a predicted model, not a curated record. The transcript is spliced from 2 exons. Gene Ontology annotation, molecular function: palmitoyltransferase activity.
GGAUAGCGGAAUGGAACCCUAUCACUGAACGUGUGAGUGUAAUAAUGUACGAUCAAUCUAACUAUUUGUUGGUAAAGAGUACCCUAAGAUUUAGUAGAUCUUCGGCUGGAUUUCGGAGCCGGGUUCGAAUUCGUGCGUAACUUCAAAAUAUUCCUCGUACUUUAAGCUGUGGGCGUUUUAUAAUAGUGACAGUCAAUCACUUAGUGUGUAUGGUGGGUGGUAAAGUGAUGACUGGCUACUUUCCAUCUGGUCACUUUGAAGUUGCCCACGAAGGCUUGGCAUAUCAAUAAUGGCAAAAAGACGCAUUUGGCCCAAUAAUGUCCUGGACUUUUGUGCUUUUUUGUUUGUUGUAACAGCUGCUAUUGUGAUUUUUUUUUAUGAAAUUUUUGUAGUAAUUCCCUAUGUCCAUGUUGAUAAAACCUGGUUGUAUUAUCUUCACUACAUCUGUGGAACGUUUGUUGUUUCCAAUAUACUUGGAAACUUGUUUGGAAUUAUGGUUACAGACACCACCAGUGGCAGUGCCAUUUUGCCAUCAGUGUUAAAGCCCAACUGGAGAUUCUGUCCUGGGUGUGAAGCUAAUUCACCUCCUCGUUCAUUUCAUUGCAAUGUCUGUAAAACAUGUGUUUUAAAACGUGAUCAUCAUUGUAUUUUCUCAGGAUGUUGUAUUGGAUACAAAAAUCAGCGUUUUUUUAUUGGGUUUCUAUUCUACAUGAUGAUAGGAUGCUUAUAUGCUACAGUUCUCAACAUGUUCUUUGUAUGGGAUAUGUUAGGAGGAUUCACCCCUUUUUCUAUUUUUGCUCAUGUUUUGCCAUUUAUUUUCUGGAUAACUGGUUAUUUGGAGUUAGGUGCCACUUUUGCCACAUUAUUUUCUAUGUUGUGUAUCACUGGCUUUGGAUUUGUAGCCAGUCUGUUGGCUUUUCACUUACAGCUUCUUCUCAGGAAUCAAACCACAUUUGAAAAGAACCAUGGAAUAACUGAAUACAACUUAGGUUGGAAAGAAAACCUUAUUCAAACAUUAGGAGAAAGAUGGUACAUUGUGUGGGGUUUUCCUCUUCUCAGAUCUCCUCUUCCAGGAGAUGGAAUCAUUUUUAUGAAUGAAGAAGAACUAAAACUUUCAUCCACUAAGAACAGAUAAAUGAGAGCACAGUUAAUUUUACUGAAAUGUAUGUAGUAUUUUAUGUAUUUUUCAUGUCAUGAUGCAUAAAACUAAAACAGAACUUACUCAUAUGUUUUGUUAUAUUAGUCUGUAACCUUUCAAUUUGUAAUUUUUAUUGUGAUGAUCAAAAGUUUUAAAUUCAAUCUUAUACCUCUGUGUACUUUUGUCACCGUGUGUGGAAAGUUGUACUCAUUUUGUUGUGUUUUUUUCCUUGAGAAUUGAGAACUGGUAACAAUAAUGAAAUAAAAUAUACAUAAACCAUUUUCAAUUGUGGCUCACAGUAGAUUGUUUGUAACAUUUUUAAGGAUUGUUAAUCAGUACACCGUAAUUAUUAGUUUAAAAGACAUAUGUAUAAAACACUUUUCAAUAUGUUCUCAAAUAAUAGUAAUGUGUUAUGAAAAAUAAGUUAGAAGGAAUACAAGAAUGUAUCUGGCAGGAACCAAUUUAUAUUGAAAUUUUAUAAAAAGAAGUAUUAAUUGAGUAGUUUUUUUUGAAGAUUUAAAAAACUAAAAGAUAUUCCUCAUUUUUUGAGUGCUAAAGCUAUUUAAGUACUUAAUUGAAUUGGUGUAUAAUUUUCAGUUAAAGAUAAAAUUGUAUAUGGAUUGGUGGAGCAAAACACUUUAAUAACUAUAAACAGUAUAUAUUUUAUGAAAAAUUAAUAUAGGCUUCUAGUGAUAAGUUAUGGUCAGUUAACCAAUAAUAAGUUAACAUAUGUUUUGACAAUGUUUUAUCUAAAAUAGAAUUAUUAUAAAAAAAUGUAUCUCAUACAUGUAAAUAUCUUGUAAGAAUUUACAGAGGGCACUUAAAAAUAAAAAAACAGAAAGGAUGAGAAACAA